Messenger RNA from Grus americana (Whooping crane), 3529 nucleotides. It is a transcript of the gene NSUN7, whose product is annotated as NOP2/Sun RNA methyltransferase family member 7. The transcript has 14 exons. Gene Ontology annotation, molecular function: methyltransferase activity. Lineage: Eukaryota; Metazoa; Chordata; Aves; Gruiformes; Gruidae. Bases 641 to 2794 code for a protein of 717 amino acids. The record is from RefSeq and is a predicted model, not a curated record.
AGGCGGCCACCGCCUCAGCCGGGCACCGCCUCACAGCGCCUCCUCGCACCGCGCCCUCGCGCCCGCCACGGCGCGAACCAAUGCCCCCGGCCCGGAGGGGGGGCUGGUGGCGGGAGGCGCGGGCAGGCGAGGGAGCUGGGCAGGCGGACCCCCCCGCCGGAGCGCAGAGGGUGGUGGCGGCCCCUUCCCGAACCCAACGAUCCCAGCCCCGGCGCGGCCCGGCAGGUGCGGCCUGUGGGCGGGGUGUCUGUCCCGCUAGGGCCGGGUCUCGGCUCGGCCGGGCUGGGGAGAGCAGCUGACUGCCGGGAACAGAUAUGCAGUUUAGUGGACGAGCAUGCGGAAUUCACUGCAACUCAUUUCAAGAUGGCUCUUUGGAAGAGAGGAUGGCUGCUUUGAAAUUUCUGUAGUGUCUUUUUAUUAAAUGAGAAUUCCUAGAAGGAGAUACUAUUCUGUCUGCAAUAAUAAUGCUUCUUAUUAGACACAGAGAAUCAAAUCUCUGCAUAUAGUCUGUUUAGGAUAAUUUAUUGUAAAGCACUGACAUCUUUGAAACAAGUAACCAGUCUUUGCAUCUGCAUUACUGAAAAUAUAUAAGAGGCAGCAGAAUUGUGACUUACGCUUAUACAAUCAGCAACUGGAAAAAAUGCCAGGUUCUAAAAGUAACUUGGUGUCUUUACAUGAGGAUGUUAUAAACGAUACUUCAGACUUGAGUGAAAUGAAAAUUUCAGAUGAAAAAGGAUCUGUUGAAAAAAGAACAAUGACUCUGAUUGAGAAGAAUGGCUAUCACGACUCUGUAUACAUAAAUGCAGCUAAAAUUUUUCAAGGCAUUCAUACUGAAAAGUGUAAGGAUAGAAUAUUGGUGCGGUAUGGUGAUGACUCAGUAUCUCCCCUGCUGACUUUUAAAGAUGAGUAUUCCCAGCGUGUAUCUUAUGAACUGGCUUUCAAUGCUCUAAAAUAUCAAGAUCUUCUUGAAGAAAUAUUGUUAGAUAGUUGUUGUUAUCCAUGCCAGUCAAUACCAGAUGACUUAACCAGCUUGCUUGUUGUGAUGCUUUAUGACCUACAAGACCGAAAGUUUCAAGCACGAGAGAUUUUUGAUGAAGGGGAACCUGUAGCAGAAGUUCAGAAAAUAGAGCAUUAUUUAUACAGUUCUAGGACCAAAUUGGCAGCUGCACUAGCAAGAUGGCGCAUCAAACAUGAUGCUCUUUCAAUUGAAUAUGUUCUACCAGAAACCAUACGGAAGCAGCAACAAAGGGCUUCUGCUUUACCUUUGUAUGUUUGGAUAAACACAUUUAAAAUCAGCCCUCAAGAUGUUUUCAGAGAUUUAAAGAAGAAGGGAUUCACAAAAGUUGAAACCGUGUCAGACUUUGACCAUUAUACGUACUGUGUGGACCAACAUUGCCAUGAUGUACUGGUUUUUCCUUCCUCUCUUAAAGAAGAACUGCUUAAUUUAGAUCUUUUUGCAGAUUGCAAACUCUUACUGCAGGAUAAGUCUCGCAGCCUUGCUGUACACUCUGCACAGGCGCUGUUGAAUACAGGUGAUGACAUUAUAGUGGCUCACGUAGGUUCCCAUCUGACCAUUGUCCAUAUGUCCGUGCUGACAAAUCACAGCAUGUCCAGGAUUUUUGUUUGUGGUGUGAAAUCUUCAGCAAAAGCAGCAGAACUGAGGAACUUGUUCAGUCACAUGGGAUGUAACGAUAUUGAGUUGUUACAUGAAGACUUUACUGAGAUUGGACCAACAGACCCAAGACUUCAAAAAGCAAAAGUUAUUUUGCUGCUACCACAAUGCUCUGGGCUGGGUGUUGGCAAUCCAAUAGACUUCAUUUUAAAUGAACACAGAGACGCAGGAUUGCUUAGAGACCUUUUUCAAGGAUCUGUGUCUGAGGAUAAACUCUGCAUUCUUGCUGAGAGGCAGCUUAAUGAGUUGAUGCAUGCAAUGACAUUUGGCAAAGUACAAGCUAUUGUUUACUGCACUUCUUCAGUUUACCCUGAAGAAAAUGAACUAGUAGUGAAAAAAGCACUGGAAGCUGGAGUGGAAGGAAAUAAACUUCAACCAUAUAGGCUUAUUCCUCCUGUUUUUUCGACUUGCUCCAAUUCAAAGGCUCCCACUGAAAUUUUUUUCAAAAUGGAGCCAUCGGAAAUUUCCAGUGGCUGUUUUCUAGCUAUUCUAGCUAGAGAGGAAGAUUCUUCUGAAAAUGUGUCUGUUAAAGACAUUUUGGCUCGUGCUGCAGCAAAAGGACUACUAGGUGGCAUUGUUAGAGAAAAAUCAAAGGAAGAAGAGAAAAAGCGACCAAAAGUAACACAGCGUAGAAGUAGUAUUACUGGUAGAGGUAUAGAGCUGAAGAUUGCAGAGUUCCUUCGCCAUCAAACUGUAUCUAAUAUUAAGGCUGAAGUUUCUGUGCCUAAAGCAGUCAGUAACAUACAACAAAAGAACGUGAAAAAAACACACACCUAUGCUCAGCAGAAGAAAUCUCUCAACCCGGUUUCAGACACAGCUCUGCCCAGUGUGCUGAAGCACACGUCUCACUUAUCACCUAUGGGCAAGGCGUACGACAGACAGACGCAUGCUAGAAAGGCACGUGCAGAACGUAAGAGGGUUGUAUUGAAGCCUGUGGAAAUUGUUUUCCCUCCAGUGAUUACAUCAUAUGCAAGUCCGCAAGGAAACAAACCCAGGACAUCAACUCAUCAUCGCUUUCACGGCUGGACUGGCGCAAAGGGUUCGAGUGGCAGGAUACUUCCUCCACCACAGUCUAAAGCGCUCAAGCCAACUGUGCUUGGCUGUCCUCGACCGUGGCUGUAAGAAUCUUCAAACUUUGCCCUUCCUUUAUAGAAAAGUCACACCAGUCAAUGGAGCUGGAUCAGCACUACCUUUAGAAGACAGGAUGUGAAUGAUACUCACAAGCUGGUUCAUCACAUAAGUAUCAUUGCUUCACUGAAUCGGUGAAAAUUUCUUUUAGCAUUUUAAUCUGAGCCAGCUGUCCUAUUCAAAGGCAUCGCUCACCUGCUGCAUAUCCCUGUGAGUAACCCUUGCUCUGUACCUGUUCCAAUAAAAGGAUGACCUCUGCUCUUGUUUCUGAACAAACUUGGAAGGACAGAUCUAGACCUGUACACAUGCAAUGUAUAGAACUGAAAGGAAUGAAUCACUAUUUUAUUUCAAAACCAUCUUGGAAGAGGAGAAGAUUCUACAUGUUACAUAAAAAGAAUGGAGAGUAAGGAGAUUUCGGGGUUUUUUUCCAAUAUGGUUGUUAAAUGCUUAAAAUAAACUUAAGACGAUUCUGCAGUUAGAGAACUAAACUAUUUUUUAAAAAUCAAAAUCUGUACAAUUCAUUAUUAAAUAUAAUUAAAAUUACUUGUAAAAGAACAUACAUGUGUCUGAUGACAGAAUUUCUGGACUACUUACGUAAUAUGCAUCAUGAUGUCCCACAAUUGGCCUCAUCUUGCUUUCAGGAGUUGGCAUCUUUGAAAUGUUACGAAGGCUAAACUGUUAGAAUCUUGAUGUCUUACCAAGAAAUAUUAAAGAGCUGGUAGUGAAGAG